AUGAAAAAUGUACUUUCUUUUCUGUUUUUUGUUCUUCUUGUUUCGGUUUUAGAUGCGAAAAUAACAAAACCAAAUACUGAAAACUUCUUCCGAUGUCUUCGUUCUCGGACAAGUCCAAAGUAUACGAUCACCGGAGCCAUCUAUACCCACGAUAACUCCACCUUCAUCUCAUCUUACGUGUCCUACACGAAGAAUAAAAGGCUCUCAAACCCUAAUGACACAAACCUAGUAGCCAUUGUUGCUGCAAAACAUGCAUCUCAUGUUCAGGCAACCGUGGUCUGCGCAAAGUCCAACGGAGUCCAGAUCAGAAUCCGUAGCGGUGGUCACGACUUGGAGGGCCUUUCCUACAUCUCGUCUAUACCUUUCGUCGUUCUCGAUAUGCACGAUCUUAGGUCAAUUACCGUUGACGUAUCCAACAAGAAAGCUUGGGUUCAAGCUGGGGCGACCUUGGGAGAGCUCUACACCAAAAUCGCUGAAGCUAGCAAAACGCUAGCGUUUCCAUCCGGCGUUUGUCCUACGCUAGGAGCUGGAGGACACAUCAGCGGUGGAGGGUAUGGGAAUCUGCUAAGAAAAUAUGGAAUCUCGGUGGAUCAUGUCGUUGAUGCUCAUUUAGUUGAUGUCAACGGCAAGAUCUUGAACAGAGCUUCCAUGGGAGAAGAUCUGUUUUGGGCGAUUCGCGGCGGUGGUGGUGCGAGCUUUGGCGUUAUCCUCUCGUGGAAGAUCAAUCUCGUCAAGGUUCCGAAGAUCUUGACAGUGUUUAAAGUUAACAAAACACUAGAACAAAGAGGUACCGAUGUUCUGUACAACUGGCAGCUUGUCUCUAGCAAAUUACCUCCAGAGCUUUUCUUGAGAGCAAUGCCUGAGAACACAAUCGGAGCGAAAUCCGGCGAGAAAACUAUCGCGGUUAAGUUCUACGCUCAGUUCUUAGGCUCAGCAAAGAAACUAAUGAAGAUUAUAAACAAGAACUUGCCUGGAUUAGGGCUAAAACGUGAAGACUGCUACGAAAUGAGCUGGCUUAAUACGACGUUGUUUUGGGGGGAUUUUCCGAUUGGGACACCGGCGAGCGUUCUUCUUGACAGGCCAACGGGUCCGCCGGGAGCAUUCUACAAGGGAAAAUCGGACUACGUCAAAAAACCGAUCCCAAAAGAAGGAAUAGAGAAGCUUUGGAAAACAAUGUUGAAAUUCGAAAAUGUGUGGAUGCAAUGGAACCCUUAUGGUGGAGUGAUGGACAAGAUUCCGUCGAAUGCAACCGCAUUUCCUCACCGGAAAGGAAACUUGUUCAAGAUUCAGUACUUUGCGUUAUGGGGCAACGCAAACGCCACAAGCCUUAAUCUCGGUUUGAUGAAAGAGCUCUACGAGGUGGCGGAGCCGUACGUGUCGAGCAACCCGAGAGAGGCGUUUUUGAAUUACAGAGACGUCGAUGUUGGAAGCAAUCCGAGUGGAGAGACGAGUGUUGAAGAAGCUAAGAUCUAUGGAACCAAGUAUUUCUUAGGGAAUUUGAAGAGAUUGAUGAGUGUUAAGGCUAAGUAUGAUCCUGAGAAUUUCUUCAGGUACGAGCAGAGUAUACCUCCUGUUCUUGCAAUGUAA
Molecule: messenger RNA, 1587 nt
Organism: Microthlaspi erraticum
Lineage: Eukaryota; Viridiplantae; Streptophyta; Magnoliopsida; Brassicales; Brassicaceae
Source: the annotation of a GenBank genome assembly